CCUGAGUCUGCUGCUGGGGCGACCGAGACUCCCUCGCCGGCAGUUCCCAGUGAAGAGGCUCCCGACUCGCCGCCGAUACCGCCGCCAAGCGCCAGCCCUCCACCGCCAACUCCCGCGCCUUCGGUCACGUUGGCAACUCGCGGGGCGUCGGUGGGGGGCGAGGCAGCUGUAGGGGGUCGCGCCGGAGCUGGUGCUGGCCCGGCCGAGGUUCCUCCGACAGCGGUCGUCUUGGGCGAGCAGCAGAUGCUGGAACUCGCUCGUCUCGUCGUGGGUGUUGCCCGUUCACCCCCAGCUCGAGUCAACGCUGCUCUCGACCACAGCCUGCAAGCUGCUACUAACGUCGGUGAGGUGCUGGCUGCUGCCGUUGCCCCUCCGCGUCUCCCUCUUGUGGAAGAUGAUGAACUGGUGGCCCUCCGCCGCGAGAACGACCGGCUGCAGGCAGAGCUCUCCGACGCCAAAGAUAAACUCGCUGAAGAGAUGAACCUGCGGACCAAGUCGGACUACUUCCUCGUCUCGGCCAACUCCGAGUGCGACCAAGCUCUGGACCAUGUCCAGGACAUGCGCGUCCAGCUCAGCAACGCCAGCGCUCAGUUGAUGCAAGCGAACGCGGCCAUCGCUCACCACGCUGACGUCACUCAGUCGUUGGAGAAGCGGACGCUCGUUGCUGAGGCCGAUUCAGCCGCUGCUGUACGUCGGAACACCCAGCUCCACGAGCGUAUAAGUGCAAGCCUCGUUACCUACAACACUCAGUUGGAGAGGCUUCGGAAGCAGUUGGCCGACCGCGACCGAGCAAACGUCAUCCCCGCACGCAUUCAAGCGUUGACGGACGAGAACAACAGCUUGCGGCGAGCGAAUUCUAUCCUUCGUCGGCACUCGGCAGCACACGGACUCGACGUCGACACCUUGGUCCUGGCCUCAGCCGGCAUCUCCGCCGCAGAGAUUGAUUGGAAUCUUCUCGGGCUGUCCCCACCGACGGUCACUGUCGAGAGUCCACGCCAUGACGAAUCCUCGUCAGAGGAGGGAGAGGAGUCCAAGACGACCGACGUGCCGAUGGCUGAGUCCACCGAGGGUACGUCCGCUCCCGCCGCUUCGGUGGACGCUUCUGCUGGUUCCCCGGUCUCCACUGAGUCGUCAUCGCGCAAGCGGGGUCGGCAAACCGAGUCUGCUUCCGUCGGGAAUACGGCAUCCCAGCCUCCUCCUCACAAACGCUUCGGCAGACCGUCAGUCGACCUGAGGGCCAGGGCU
This is a messenger RNA of Phytophthora sojae, 1245 nucleotides long. RefSeq lists its product as hypothetical. Lineage: Eukaryota; Oomycota; Peronosporomycetes; Peronosporales; Peronosporaceae. The annotation marks the transcript as partial. The transcript has a single exon. The record is from RefSeq and is a predicted model, not a curated record.